CUCUCCCUUACUCCCUCUCAGGCAAGUCCUAAGCUCUCCCUCUCUAUCUCUGUCCUCUUAUUUAUAUCGAGGAGCUUUGAAGAGACAACUCUUUAUUGUUGAACAGGAUAUACAUGUUGUGGAUGUGGAUUUUAAAGGGAUAUUUCUGACAUUUCAUAGUGAGAAGAGUCAAGGCUGCAUUUGAGUCUUGAUUCACCUAAAGGAGCUACUGUCAAUCCCAGAGGAACUUCAUUAUCAGUUCAUAUUUAUUCUUCUCAUCCCUUGAAACGAGAAUGGAGCUACAGAAAAUGAAUGGCCAUCAGAGCAUGGAUGGGUUUGAUGGGCUGGAGAGCGUGGCAGAGCGGGAUGAGUUCCUGCCUCACAAGAGUGGAGGGAAGAAGGAAUCCCACUUCACAGAUUUUGAGGGGAAGACUUCCUUUGGCAUGUCCAUUUUCAACCUCAGCAAUGCUAUCAUGGGCAGUGGGAUUCUGGGACUGGCGUAUGGUAUGGCAAAUACUGGAAUCUUCCUGUUCAUCGUCCUGUUGACAUUCAUCGCUAUUCUAUCAGCAUAUUCCAUCCACCUCCUCCUAAAAUGUGCAGGAGUUGUAGGAAUACGUGCUUAUGAGCAACUGGGGAACCGGGCGUUUGGAUCGCCAGGCAAAGUUGUGGCUGCUGUUAUCAUAACGGUGCACAACAUUGGAGCCAUGUCCAGCUACCUCUUCAUUGUGAAAUCUGAGCUUCCACUGGUGAUUCAGGCCUUCCUUGGCCAGCAUGAAAACACAGGAGAGUGGUUCUUGCAAGGAAAUUAUCUGAUCAUCAUCGUAAGCGCCUGCAUCAUCUUUCCACUUGCACUCAUGCGACAGCUCGGUUACCUGGGCUACACCAGUGGAUUCUCCCUCUCCUGCAUGGUCUUCUUCCUGAUCUCGGUGAUCUACAAGAAGUUCCAAAUCCCCUGUCCACUGGAGAAUAUCUAUACCAAUAGCAGUCUUUCGAAUCACUCCUUUCAUGAUCACUCUGUCAACAAAACCGAAGAGGAUUCUUGUCAAGCCAAGCUGAUAACCAUCAACCCAGAGACAGCCUACACCAUUCCCAUCUUGGCUUUCGCCUUUGUCUGUCACCCAGAGGUGCUGCCCAUUUACACAGAACUACGAGAUGCUACCAAGAAACGCAUGCAGACCGUGGCCAACAUAUCCAUCCUGGCAAUGUUUGUAAUGUACUUGAUAACUGCUCUCUUUGGUUACCUCACCUUUUACGUCGCAGUAGAGUCAGAACUCCUUCACACCUACAGUUCUGUUGACCCAUUGGAUACACUGAUCCUGUGUGUCCGUCUGGCUGUGCUGGUCGCCGUCACCCUGACUGUUCCAGUGGUGCUCUUCCCAAUCCGCAGGGCUCUUCUCCAGCUGCUGUUCCCUGAGAAGCCCUUCCACUGGGCCAGACACAUCUGCAUUGCCAUCUGCCUCCUCUUCAUCGUCAACCUGCUCGUCAUCUUUGUGCCCAACAUCCGAGACAUCUUCGGUCUCAUAGGAGCCACCUCUGCACCUACCCUCAUCUUCAUCCUCCCUGGAAUCUUCUACAUCCGGAUCAUUCCGCAAGAACAGGAACCUUUAAAAUCCAGACCAAAGAUUCAGGCUGCAUGUUUUACUGCAUUAGGGUUUGUCUUCAUGGUGAUGAGCCUAUCCUUCAUUAUCUUUGAGUGGGUGACUGGACAGGCACGGAGCAGAGGUGGGCACUAGCAGCUGAGACUCCCAGACAGUAGAGACAUGCCAAGCCAAGCACUCCCAGUCAUCCGAUUCACCCCAUACCUACCCUGUGACAAACCAAAGCCUAAGUACAACACUAGCAGAAAAAUGGGAAGAACAUGUUCCCCUCAAGAAAAACAGCACUCCUGUGUGGGGAACGGCUGCAGUUCAGAGGGGUUAUCACACAUCCAGCAGCACACAGAGGUUUGGUUAUCAGAUAGCCAGUGCAGUAAAAAGAUAGUAGACAGUAUAUAGAAUAUAUUUAGGGAACCAAUACAAUUUUUGAUUUUCAGGAACAGGUUAUGAGGCACUAGUCAAGUUUCUGGAGAGCUGACAACCUAAAUCAUGAAUGAUGUGAUUUUUUACACAAGAACAACUGAAGUGUAAUUUCAGUUUUAUAAUGGUGCAGAAUAUUUGUAUAGGUGUACCCACAAAUGGCUCCACCAUUGCCAAAGUAUGUCCGAUGUAAAAUCUACCUCCCUUUAAAUAACUGUUUUCACACAGAAAGAAUAUUUAUUACAAGUUCAAAGUCAAAUUUGUUAUUUAGGUCUCGUAUAUACAACUCUCCCUGACUUUCCAUGAAUUGUGUUAUUGUUAUUUGAUACUUUAUGCUUCAAAGACCUUUCCAUUUGAUCUGCUGUAUCUGUCCAAAUUCAACCAUAACACAAUCAACAUGUGUAGCUUUACCUGUAUGAUUACCGCCUCCCGUUAUGGACUACUGAAGUAGAGUAACAUUUGUUUGGAUGUUUAUAUUUUGGUCCUAUUUGGAAACUUGAAAUCAAUGAUACAUUAGGUGUAUGCUAUUUAUAUUUGCCAUUGUGCUUACAUCAACAUCCCUAAAUACUGUUACCACUGCAGAUAUUACAGGAAUUUAAUGAAUUGCAAUGCAACAGGUAUGUCUGUGUGAAAUACUUCUGUCUUUCAACUCAACUAAAGAUUUUUCAGAAGUAAUAAGAUGUUAAACUUAAAGACCUGGCUGUGAAGAUUAGUCCUUGGGGGCACAGCUUUGACCAAAGCCCUCUGAACGGCUUAGAUUAACUAGCUGAGUAUUCAUAGAUAUUCAUGUACUCUAUCAUUCAACAAAACAAGUAUGUGUUUUUUAUUUAGUUUUUUUUCUAUUUUUUCAGUCAACACAAAUGUUAUGAACACAAUGUUUUAACGUGUAUUUAAUUGUAUGUUUAUAAUAAAAAAUCAGUCAAUGUGA
Molecule: messenger RNA, 2922 nt
Organism: Hypomesus transpacificus
Lineage: Eukaryota; Metazoa; Chordata; Actinopteri; Osmeriformes; Osmeridae
Product: sodium-coupled neutral amino acid transporter 3-like
Exons: 16
Coding region: 273-1712 (479 amino acids)
Biological process (GO): L-glutamine transport; glycine transport; serine transport
Molecular function (GO): glycine transmembrane transporter activity; L-glutamine transmembrane transporter activity
Source: RefSeq, a predicted model, not a curated record